Messenger RNA from Maniola jurtina (meadow brown), 6275 nucleotides. RefSeq names its product constitutive coactivator of PPAR-gamma-like protein 1 homolog. The record is from RefSeq and is a predicted model, not a curated record. The coding region runs from base 223 to 3045 and encodes 940 amino acids. Gene Ontology annotation, cellular component: nucleus. The transcript is spliced from 19 exons. NCBI's taxonomy places the organism in Eukaryota, Metazoa, Arthropoda, Insecta, Lepidoptera, Nymphalidae.
GAGGUCAGUGGCAUAGCUUAUUUAUGAGUUGGCAGCACUGGAGACGAACAUCAUCGAGCAAGAAUGGAUUAGAAAAUUUACAAAAUUACAAAUGGCUUCCGUUUCCAACUUUCGGCUGCCGUAAUUCCUUGUUGGCAUGGUUUUAUAAAACAAGAUCACUUAAUUAGCCGAGACGAACGCGUUCAAUCGAAAUUUUAGAGGGUAUUGAAGUAACCGAUAACCAUGGGCAUACAAGAUUUACAAAUAUUUUUAGAAAACGAAGGAGUAGGUGUUGAUUUAUUUCGAAUCGCUAGAACCCAUCCUGGAGGCUUCCGGUUAGUACUCGACGCGGAAGGAUGCCUAGAUCGGCUUUAUGGCGGCUAUUUUUCAGAUUGGGCUUGUGGAGGCCAAUGGGCCCGCUGUGUGCAAUUCCUCACGACACUGGCACAAGCUUUGGCAGAACAUCAAGUAUCACUAUGUGUAUGUUUCAACGGUGCCCACCCUACCCCACCUGCGUUGCCACAGCACUGGAUACAAACUCAAUCAACUUAUAGGCAGAGAGUAAACUCUGUUUUGCGUCACAUUGUUACAAAAGGUACCCCACCUCCUAAGGUUUGGUGGGUGCCUCCAACAGGAUUACAUUCUUGUCUAAGGACUGCUCUGAGAUACCUCAACAUCCCAAUUAUGGUGUCCUCUGAUGACCAUUGCCAAGAGGUUGUCGGUUUGUGCAGAGAAAAGACUUACGCUGGUCUAGUGGGCUGCUCUGGGGAGUAUUUGGUGUUCCAGCCACCUAGAUACUUUAGUUCAUCCCAACUGAAACUUACAUACAGAUCGUCCCUGGAAACCAAAGAGUAUAUGGUACAUGAGCUGCCCAAGCUAUUAGAUGUUCCGCAAGAUCGUCUUUGCCUUAUGGCUGCACUCCUUGGUGGAGUUAUAUUAUCGGAACAAAGCCUCACUGAUUUUUAUAAACGUUUGGGUAUUACUCAAAAGAAGCAACAGGUUCCUCCUGAAACCCUAAUCAAGACUGUUGGACAGUUUGUACGAGAUUUACCAACAUCUGAUGUAGAUGCCGCAUGCAUUGAAAUAUUUGGUGAUCUGAAUGAUCUCCGUGCUGCCAAAUUAAAACAAGCUGUACAGUACUAUCUUAAUGGCACCAAAGAUGGCUUUCUCAAAUACAGGACUGCUUCUGGUCGCCGUCCGAAAAACAACAAGAAGAAUCAAAGACCAGAAACCAGCCCACAGUCGUCAUCUGCUGAUAUGGAUACCUCAAAACUAGCAACUGAGUCUUCAGAGCAUGAGCAAAAAGGCUUGGAAGAUUACAAAUUGGCUACAGCAAAUGCAUCGAUUAACGCCGACUUUAGCAUGGAAGAGCGUUGUCACGACUUGAGCAGCGGCGUGGCGGCGAUGGCGCUGGACGAGCCCGCGCGCCCGGCCGCCAAGCCCGCCGAGCCCACACCAAGCCAGCCUGACAAACCUUCGCCCAAAGAGGCGACGGCAAGCGGGAGUAGGCCACUUCUCGAUGACAGCAAUUGCCCGGCUGCCCCGUCGGAAGUGCUGCGCACGUGCGCCGAGCGCCACACGCGCGGCCUCAUGCACCCUCAGAUGCUGUCCAUCCUCACGCACCGCCAGGUCGCCCUGCCCGUGCUGAUGGAGGACGACAACCACCGGGAAAUACCAUCCAUACACCACUUCUUCCGCCCCAUCAGGCAAAAUGUGUAUGCCAUCUUGUACAACAUGCACCACCAUCGCUUCAUGGCUCAGAAGGCUAAAGAUGAAGGUACAGCAAGUACCUCGACCUUGAAUGAGCGAUGCACGGUACAAGUGGCUGAAUGGAUCUAUUCACGCGUAAAUCCUGGGAAGAGUCCAGAGAUUGUGCCUGGAGUCAUGCUUGAUUGGCCUGUGCCCACUGUACAAAGGCUUUGGUUUGGAACGGCUCAAGAUGAUAAGUGUCGCCGAAUGCGUGCAUUCCUUUCUUGUAUGCGCUCUGACACUCCGCUCAUGUUAAACACGUCGUAUGUGCCACAGCAUCUUCUUAUUUUAGCCACAGUUUUAAGAUUCAUCAUGACAUCGCAGAUACAAAUCUUGAGGCGACAAGAGCUGGAUGCAUUCCUGGCUACAGCUUUCUCUAACGAUCUUAUGAAUGCACUCCAUUUGCAGGAGAUGACUGUGAAUGGCAUGAGCUCGCGCGGCGUGCAGCUGGCGGCGCUGGUGAUGGCGGGCGCGGAGGCGGCGCUGAUGGCCAACGACGCGUGCGGCGCGCCCGUGCCGUGGCUGGUGGCCGCGCCCUGGCUCUACUUCGACGGCAAGCUGCUGCAGCGCAAUCUGUACCGCGCCGCGCACUGCAAGCACUUGGCGCAGCUCUGCGACAAUCACCUCGAUACCGUCGUCAAGGUCGAGAGGAUGCGCAAGGCCAUCCUGGAGGGACUGGAGGUGGAGUUCGCGAUGCCGCCGCUGCCGCUCGUGGGCGUGGUGGGCGAGCCGCUGGCGUGGCGCGGGCGUGGGCGCGGCGCGCGCCUGGAGAUCGCCGGCGUCGUGGUGGGGCAGUGGGGUGGCGGCUCGUACCCCACACAUCCCCGUGCGCCACGGUACCCACAGCAGGUGAGCUACGUGGGCUACACGCCUACACCGCGCAACGCGUACGGCGGGCGGGGCUGGCGCGGCGGGCGGGGCCGCGGGCGCGGACGCGGUGCGGCGCCGACCACGCGCGGUGCGGCGCGCACUCGUCGCCCGCGCGCGAACGAGCCCGCGAAGCCAGCCACACUCACUCUCAAUGGUAAAACCGUCAGGCCCGACGCAUUGAGCCCGCCGAUAGACGAUGGCAGCCCCCACGAAGAUAACUCCCAGCCUGAAAAUGACGGUGAAGGAACCCAACCUCAGAAAACUAAGACUGGAAAAAACAUAAAGAAGAAUUUAGGGAAAGGUAAAAAAAAGAGCUCCAACCAGAAGACUGAUGUAGCUCAGAGCUUGGAGGCCAACGGACCACUAGAUAAGAACAAGGUGACGGAACCUAGCCCUAAUUCUGAACAAGAGCACAUUGGCCAAGGUGAUGCACCAGUUACUAAUUAAAUGUUCCUUUAAUUCCAAAGGUAAAUUAUUCUACUUAUUUAUCUUAAUUUUGUUUCUAUAUUAUGUCAGUUACAGUUGAGAACAUUUUAACAUUAUAAUUUUUAGCAAUUUUUUUAAAAUAUUUUUUUUUAAGGAAAGCUUGUAUAAAAAUCUAGAAAUGACUUCUUAUUUUGCUAGUGAAUAUCGUGCGUAACGUUACGUUAGUAUGUAUUCAUUGGCAAGUGGCAACUACUAAUGCAUACAAGUGCUGCAUCAAAUCGAUAUACUAAUAAAAAGAACUGCAGGCAUAGUGCAUAACUGAUUAGGUUCCUGCGGUAUUGGAGUGUACUGUAGCCCACUGCCGCAGGAGCCUACUCAAUUAUGCACUAUACUUAUAGUAAAAUUUGGUAGUUGCUAAUGAAUACAUACUACUGUAAUGUUUAAAUUCAAGAACUUGAAUUGCCACUUUUGUUUAGUAAACAAUAUUUUUUCUGUAUUCACUAGCUGUGGCCUGUGACACAUUUUAAACAUAAUUUCGAGAUAAACAACAUUGAGAUAAAUUGAUAAAAUAAUUUUUGCACGUGUUUUCUGAGGUUUCAUGCAUAAAUAUUAAUACAAUUUAGAAACAAAUUAAAAAUAUAUGAUGAAAUUUUGGUGGUUGUCAGUAGAUGUCUCGGUAGCAAUGUAUACGUGCCUCAACAUCUAAGAGACUUCCCAAUCGUGAGACUGAUUUUGUAUUAAUUGAAUUGGCACACUGGAGUGCUCAAUUAAUUGUAAUAUGCAAGACAAAAUGACAGACCUUAUUUGAAGCGGCGGUUUCCGCUUCUAAUCCCUAAUUGAGACGACACAAUAUGGUCUCUCUGGAUAUUUUGUGAUAUGUAACUAUGAGCAUAAUAAUAUUUAUUAAAAACUAAGUUCCAUAUCAUAGAACAAAUAACAAAACAGCCGGAGUUGAUUCAAUAGCUACUUUAAGUAGUACAGUAUAUCUAAUAUCUAUUGGAAAGAUAACAUUGAACAACAGUUAUCUGACGAGUGAUAAAUUAGAAAAUAUAUAUUAAAAUUAACAUGUUGAUUGUUAAGUCAUGUUGUAUUAAAAUUUGAGAUGACUUAGUAAAAAAUAUGUUUAGUUUAGCAUAUAAAGUACUGAGUCAGCAUUAUUUAUUUACACAUAGUAUAUUUACAAUUUACCAAAUUAUAAUUUUUAUUUCUUACUUUGGUUUGGCCUAUGAAAUCCCUGAUAAAUAUAUUUGGACGAAAGACGAUUUGAGUUCUCAAGUUUCUACUAUCUGCCAUGAAGCUCUAAUUUAUGGCAGACCAGAUUUAGUAGGCUAAACCAAUCGUGUUCAGACUUGUUUUUAGGAUUCAUUGUUGUAUAUUUAGGCUUUAUUGAAUGAGUGAGUAUUCUGAACGAUCCGACAUUCGCAUACACUGCUAUCGUGGAAGACCCAUAAAAAUAUCCGCGAUGCCAACUAUUUAGAUCUUCAAUCCGAAGAAUAAUCUCAACAUUUCUGCAAUAGCAGUGUAAUCACAGUGCUGUGCUUGAGGCCAAUUGUUGAUGUGUCAGAGAUCCUUGAAAUGUUUGUAUCAUUGAAGUUUGUUAAGCAUGUGUUGAAGUCGGAUGUUUUAUACCAUAGUGGUAGGAAGGAUUAUAAGAUUAGAAUAGAAAUUGCAUUUAUUGAAUGACGGUGGUGCUUUGAAAAUUAGUCUGGGACUGCCUGAAACGAGUCUGAAACUCAUAGAUUUAAGUCUAACGAUAGACGUUUAAUAAAACUGAACGAACAUUCGGGUAUUGAGCUUUCCACAUCCUAUAGGGUAUUAUUUCGAUAGAAUAUCGUAGAUUUAUUAGUGAUAUAUUUAUAUGCAUUUUAGGAAUAUCAAAACUUCGAAUGUUCUUCACUUUAUAUGUAUUUUUGUAAAUUUGUUAUAUUGUUACACUUAAAUUAAGCUGGAAUGACUAACAACAAUUUUAUGAAGACAAAGUCUUGAUAUACUCGAUCAGUGCUAAACUGUCGAAUUGUAUCAUGGUACUUCGACCUACGUGAACUAUUUGCCUUGAUGUGGUGCAAAUCAAGAAUCAACGCAAAGCGGCGCCAUUUGUUGUGAAUGUUCAUUGCUAGAGAGCAGAUAUGUUAUAACACCAACUAUAUUCGCGUCCACCAAGUGAUUGAAAGGCACGCAUCGCAUUGUAGCAAAUCUCGCACAUAGGACGUAAUGUUACAUUCCAUUUCAAUAACAGAAUCGUUCGUCAACGUACGAACCGUCGACACCAGUAGAAUGGAACUAAAUGAAGACUUUACAAUUUGCUUAAACCCUGGCUGAAACAUAGGACAACAAUGUUGCCACAAUAACAUUAAUUGAUUUUAACGAAGAUAUGAACAGAGUGAGCACAGCUCACAGUGGGCACGAGUCGUGUCCCAGUGAUUGCCAAACAAAGUAUAAUGUAUUGCAUAUGACUAUUUUGUAUGACGGCCACGGGCUGGCCGGAGCCCGGCGCCGCCUGGGCUCAGUGCUGCAAGCAAACUGCCGCCUGAUGCGGCAGACACUAUAUAAACUUAUACUGCUUAUAUGCUUAUAAUAAACACGAUGUUUAGCAUUUAGAAUUUUAACUUCAACAUAUUUUUUGAUUUGUUUAAGAAUUAUGUAACAUUAAAAGCAUGUUAGAGGUUUGGUUAUAUUUCAAGGGGAAGGUCGGCAUUUUAUAUUAGUCGAUUUCGAACUGAAAGGCACUAUCAAUGUUUACUGUUUAUAAGUAAAAUAAAUGAUUUAAAAUGCCUUUUAGUUCAUAUGCCGCCGAUUCGGCGUAAAUAUAAUGUGUACUUUUGUCACAUAUUUUAAAAUGUAAUAAUCUUAGCUGUGUUUCCGAGAAGGAAGUAGAUUUUAUUAUUUUUCUCUUAAAACAUUAUUCACUAUAGUUUUAGAAUAUUCAACAGUGUAAUACCUUUUACUCCAUUUAAAACUUGUUUGCUGACAAUAGUCUUUUAAAUAUUGUCAACAUAUAAUAAAUGUACUAGGAAGUAUUUGUCAUGUAAUAAAUACAUAACACUUUUUUCGUAAUAAUUAUCGAAGUAGCAACAUGGAACUGUGGCUUUUUUGAAAACACUUAUAACUUAACUACAUAACCUGCUAAAUGUAUUAUUAAAGUUUAAAAAAUGUUCAUUUUACUAUUUAAGUUGAUGAACACAAAAAAAUAUUGGAUGAAUUUAAAUUGUAAAGAGUUGUAUUUGUCUUCAAAUAAAACGUUCCAUUAUUAA